AUGGCGAUGAUGAUGACUGGCCGUGUGCUGCUGGUGUGUGCCCUCUGCGUGCUGUGGUGCGGUGCCGGCGGAGUUGUAUACGCGAUGGUGGACCGCUGCAGUGAAGGGAACGGGAAUUUAUUGACGCAAAUGAAUAAUGCUGAAAGUGACGGGGUUUUUCCGAGGGCGGACUGCAGUUUGUUAUCCACUCAGAUGGGAUUAAUAAGGGCGGUUGAGGCUGGGGACAAGGAAGGAGCAGAAUUGGGUGGUACAGUCACAUCGGAAAAGCCCAAGCAAUUAUUGUCUGGUACGACGUCAAAAGGUAAUGAUGACGUUUUAACGCCUGGUUCACCAGCACCACUGCCGACACCUAAAGUAUCAGAUCAAGUUGAACAGGAGAAGCCGUUAAAAACGGUUGAUCCAAAUGGAAUUGACGAUACCAGGAAUCCCACAAGCGGUAAGGCAACGGAGUCCCAACGCCAAAGCGCUGGUCAAUCUUCAUCUGGCAGUACUGUCACUCAACCUGGCAAGGAUCACAAUUGGAAUAAUCCUUCCGAGAGUAAUGCAUCCUCCACUGUCAAGCCGACGGAUGACGGUGGCGUUAAUAUUCCUCCUAACAUUCCUGAACGAGGGGCGGGAGCAUUGGAAAAGGUUAAAGAAGAUGAGGAUGAAACGAAAAAACCAAAACAAGCAGUACAAGAAGAAGCGGGAGAACACAAAGAAAACAAAAAUGAUAAUUCACCAACAGGGUCACUUGAAAAUGCAGCGAAAAUGAAAACAAUACCACAAGAAACAUCACCAUCACUAACAAAAGCACCAGCAGAAGUGGCACUGAAAACAAUUGGAAAAACAGAGGGAAAUUCAACACAAGCACGAGUGAAUGGACAGUCGAGCCCUGAAGAUACCGUGCCCGUGCAACAGCUACAACAACCCCAAAGCGAAAUGAAGUCAAACAACAAUUCACAAACUGAGGGCAUUGCCCCCAUCGCAGCCAAUUCGCAGAAUGAACCAUCUGACGGCCAUGCAGAAACAAAGCCACCAUCACCCACGGAAAACGGUAAUUUCGCCAGUAAUGAAGCUGACAAGAGCACUGAAGACAGCACCCCGAAAAAUGAUCCAGCAGCUGAUGGUACAGGAACACGAGAAGAAAAAAAAAAUGAAAAUAAAGAAGCCAAUCCGAAAGAAACAGUGCCAGCCACAAACGCCACAACAGGUGACACGGCGACGCCUGGCGACAGUGACAGCAGCACCGCGGUCUCCCACACCACCUUCCCUCUUUUGCUUCUCCUUGUUGUUGCGUGUGCGGCUGCGGCUGCGGUAGUGGCCGCGUGA
Trypanosoma cruzi is the source of this 1311-nucleotide messenger RNA. Its product is annotated as mucin-associated surface protein (MASP), putative. The transcript has a single exon. NCBI's taxonomy places the organism in Eukaryota, Euglenozoa, Kinetoplastea, Trypanosomatida, Trypanosomatidae. The record is from RefSeq and is a predicted model, not a curated record. Bases 1 to 1311 code for a protein of 436 amino acids.